AUGUCAUCAGCUGCGUUAAGCCCGGUUCGUAGCGAGCCAUUGAUAAUGCCUCUAGUUCAUGCGAAUUCUUGUUCGGAUUUAUACCCAGACGAGACCAUUUUGAUUUACCUAACACUUCCUGGUUCUGUGAUACCAAUGCGAGUGCUUGAAUCUGAUUCGAUUGAAUCUGUUAAGCUUCGGAUUCAGUCUUAUCGUGGGUUUGUAGUGAGGAAUCAGAAACUUGUUUUCGGAGGUCGAGAGCUAGCUAGGAGCAAUUCCAAUAUGCGUGAUUACGGUGUCACUGAUGGGAACGUUCUUCAUUUGGUUGUCAAGCUCUCUGAUCUUCAGGUUCUUGAUGUUAAGACCUCCUGUGGGAAAAACUGUAGGUUUCAUGUUGAGAGAGGGAGGAACAUUGGUUAUGUGAAGAAGCAGAUUUCGAGAAAGCGUGGGGAGUUCGUUGAUCCUGAUGAGCAGGAGAUACUUUACGAAGGGGAGAAGUUGGAAGACCAGAGUCUUAUUAAUGAUAUUUGCAGGAACGAUGACUCGGUUUUGCAUCUGCUUGUUCGGAGAUCUGCUAAAGUUCGUGCUAAGCCUGUCGAGAAGAACUUUGAAUUGUCUAUUGUUGCACCGCAAGCAAAUGAUAAGAGAGGUUGCGAAGCUGGUAGCAUUGUGACGCCAAGGAAGCCUUCCGGUGACCCCUCUUUGGAGCCGCUCGUGAUUAAUCCAAAGGCAAAAUUACCUCUGGUGGUUGAUGCUAUGAUUAAGUCUGCUUCUGAUGGACUUAGAAGUGGGAAUCCUCCAGUGAGGUCAAGAGAGGGUACGGGAGGAGCUUAUUUCAUGCAGGGUUCAUCGGGAAACAAAUUUGUUGGUGUAUUUAAGCCAAUCGAUGAGGAGCCAAUGGCUGAAAACAAUCCACAGGGAUUACCACUUUCGCCAAGCGGCGAAGGUUUGAAGAAAGGAACAAAGGUUGGAGAAGGUGCGUUAAGGGAAGUUGCUGCUUACAUUUUGGAUCAUCCCAAAAGUGGAAACCGAUCUAUGUCUGGUGAAGAGAGAGGUUUCGCCUGUGUACCACCCACGGCUAUGAUUGAGUGUGUGCAUCCCGGGUUUAAUCAUCCCAAAGGAAUCAAAACCAAGAUUGGGUCACUUCAGAUGUUUACCGAGAACGAUGGCAGCUGUGAAGAUAUGGGUCCAGCUUCAUUUCCAGUGGAGGAAGUUCAUAAGAUCUCCGUGCUGGAUAUUAGACUGGCAAACGCAGAUAGGCAUGGUGGGAACAUUUUAAUGAGCAAGGACGAAAACGGCAAGACUGUUUUGGUUCCAAUUGACCAUGGUUACUGUUUGCCUGAAAGCUUUGAGGAUUGCACGUUCGAGUGGCUAUAUUGGCCACAAGCCCGAAAACCAUACUCUCCGGAGACACUGGACUACAUCAGAUCGCUGGAUGCAGAUCAAGAUAUCGAUCUCCUGAAGUUCCAUGGAUGGAAAAUGCCAUUGGAAGCUGCUCGAACGCUCAGAAUCUCAACGAUGCUUCUUAAGAAAGGAGUAGAAAGAGGACUAACAGCGUUUGAGAUUGGGAACAUAAUGUGCAGAGAAACACUAAACGAUAAAUCUCUGUUGGAGGAAAUGGUAGAGGAAGCUCAAGAAGCAGUGCUUCCAGGGACGAGCGAAGCUACAUUCCUGGAAGCCUUAUCUAAUGUGAUGGAUUACCAUCUCGAUGAAGUGGUUCGCGGUCAGGAACACUAG
Messenger RNA from Arabis nemorensis, 1716 nucleotides. Lineage: Eukaryota; Viridiplantae; Streptophyta; Magnoliopsida; Brassicales; Brassicaceae. The record is from the annotation of a GenBank genome assembly.